This is a messenger RNA of Verticillium dahliae VdLs.17, 1653 nucleotides long. RefSeq lists its product as uncharacterized. The record is from RefSeq and is a predicted model, not a curated record. Gene Ontology annotation, molecular function: syntaxin binding. The transcript is spliced from 5 exons. Bases 1 to 1653 code for a protein of 550 amino acids. NCBI's taxonomy places the organism in Eukaryota, Fungi, Ascomycota, Sordariomycetes, Glomerellales, Plectosphaerellaceae.
AUGCCAGCUAGCUCGCCUGAUUCGACUUUGCCAAACGGGCAAGACGGAGCUAUCCCGCCAGGUGUCGCCGGCUACGCGAGGAAGACAAAGGCCAAGAAACCCGUAGACAUGAACGCGUCGAAGCUGCUUAAGCAUCGCAUUGCGCAGCUGGAGCAGGAUGCUGCCGGUGAAAAGGAUCAGGAGGCCGAGAUUGAGCGCGAGGUCAAGAAGGCAAGCCGGGAGAUGAUGCUGCAGGUAUCCAAGAUGACCGACAUGGCCAAAAUUGAGCACCUUACGCGCAAAUCCAGCGAGCUCCUGGCCGAUAUGCGACGCAUGGAGCGGGAGAACCAGAAGAAUAAGAAGCGGGGCGACGCCCUUCAAAAGGAGAAGGAUGCGAACCGCACCGAGCUCAGCAAGACGGUCGGCCUCAAGGACAAGUUGGAGAAGCUGUGUCGUGAGCUGCAGAAGGACAACAACAAGUACAAGAACGACAACAAAACCUUCCAGGACAACCUCAAGCACAAUAGCGCAUCCUACGAUGAGAAGUAUUCGAUAUUACUGUCCAAACUCGAGGGCAUACAGGAAGAAAAGGACCAUCCUCGCAAGCAGGUUGUAGAGAUAGGCGUCGAGACGCUGUUCAGGAACCGUUUCAAGUCCUUUAUUGAGCAGUACGAGCUCCGGGAGCUGCAUUUCCACUCGCAGAUGCGCACCAAAGAGCUCGAGGUGCAAUACCACAUGGCACGGUACGAGCGUGAGAAGAAGAACGCGGAAGCCGAAGCUGCCAAGGCGCGCCAACUCCAGGAGCAGGUCCGGACCUUCACCAAGACGGAGACAGAACUGAGGAAUCAGCUCAACGUUUACGUGGACAAGUUUAAGCAGGUUGAGGACACACUCAACAACAGUAACGAUCUAUUUCUCACGUUUCGGAAGGAAAUGGAGGAGAUGUCUAAGAAGACGAAGCGGCUGGAGAAGGAGAACGAGACGAUGAAGCGCAAACACGAGGCGACGAAUGCCAACAUUAUCUCCAUGGCGGAGGAGCGCGAGGCCAUGCGGACCAAAACGGCCGAAGCAACCAAGAAGACGGGCAAACUUAUCAGCAUCAUUGAGCAGAUGCAGCAGCAAGGCCGCAAAGUACCUCCGGGCAUGGCGGCCACGCUGGAGAGCUGCUACUCGGACAGUAACGGGCAGGUGGAUGGGGACGGAAGCGACUAUUCUGACGAGGGCGACGAUGAUGAGCAAAGCGAGGAGUUUGAUGACGACACGGAGGAAGAGCCGCAAGCCGCCGAUGACGUGCCGCCACGUCCUUAUGGCCCCGAACGUCCGCCCGAGGAGUCUGCACGCCGCACUUCAGGGGCUAGCUUCAAGACGGUACCAGUAUCGCCCGCCGCGCUCGUCGACACUUGCGAGAGCAAGCUGGAUGUGCAACGGGACGAUACGCCGGCAGUUGUGGGCCUUGACGCGAGCAGCCGGUCUCACUCGAUGCCAGAAAUGGCGGUCGGGGAUCGCGAGUUGGCCAGUAGUAUCCAGCACCCAAGCAGAACGAUGCCAGGCUCCUAUCAUUUCGACGUCGACGUCGUCGGCGUCACAGGCACGCUUGAGGACCACGACGCUCCGGAGAGACGGCGAACACGGCUGCUAUCCCGCCUCACGCGGUUCACGCGAUGGGGGCUGUAG